This is a messenger RNA of Aspergillus heteromorphus CBS 117.55, 629 nucleotides long. RefSeq names its product 4F5 domain protein. Lineage: Eukaryota; Fungi; Ascomycota; Eurotiomycetes; Eurotiales; Aspergillaceae. Bases 30 to 218 code for a protein of 62 amino acids. The transcript has 3 exons. The record is from RefSeq and is a predicted model, not a curated record.
ACUUUUCCAACGCACCUGAUCGAGUUACAAUGGCCCGGGGUAACCAGAGAGACCAGGCCCGUGAACGGAGACAGAAAGAAGACGCGAAGAAGAAAAAGCCAACCACUCUUUCUGCGGGUGGUUUACAGGCAAAAAAAGAGCACGACGCUGAAAAGAUGCGAGAGAAACAAAGACUGGCCGCAGAACGCCAAGCAGCUGGGGCUCCGACAAAGAAAUAAAUAUGCCCCGUCUAUAUAUCACGAAGAGGAAGACCAUACACUUCCGCGAGAUGCUUGUCUAUACGUCGGAUGAUUUAUCGCAUCGGGGCCUCGUUCACCAUACCCCGUAUAUCUAUAUACGUUCAUUUUGGAAACCGACUCGGUUCUGUUAGACGACGGAUGGUUCUUGCUUUGGUCAUAUUUACAGAGUAGCACUGCGGCGUCACUUAACUACAACCGUGAGGCCUUCGGCCUUUUCGGGUGGGUUGAGCGUUGUUGCAACGUGUGAUGAGAGCAUGGUAUUUAGCAAGGCGUUUAUUUGACUCGACAAAGUUCGAGUUUUGCAUAUAAAGAUGGCGCAUGGGGCUUGCACCAGAUUAUAACCCUACCAUAGAUGGGUGUACAAAGUAUAAACAAAUCAUGACAACAUAC